AUGCGUCGUAUAGCCGUUUUUCAAUUUCGAACGUUACGUGAUUUUUGUGAAUUAUCACAAAAACUCAUUAAGGAUAAUCUUCAAACAUUCUUACAAACAGAAUUUGUUCAAAUACAUUUGAUUUCUGAAGAUCAACUACUUAUUCAAAUGGGAUCAUUCAUAGCAGAUUUUGUUGAUAUGACACCGAAGACAUAUUUUCGAAUUUUAUCAUUUAUUCAAAAUAUCACAGCACAGAAUUUAUUUCUAACUGGUGCUUCAAUAACAAGUGUACUACCGCUUUUUUAUCGUGAGCGCGGUUCAAAAAUUAAAAAAUUACCGUAUCCGGGAAUAAAUUAUACGUAUGCAGAUAAUUCUUCUUGUACAUGUUCCAGUUCAACAGCCAAUACUUGUAUGGGUUUAUCAACAUUGAAUAAUGAUAUUGUUAUUGGUUUUAAAACAGGUUGUUAUAUGGUAAGUGCACUUCUCAACUCAACACUCGAAGUAUUUCAUAAUCAAACAUUUAUUAACAUUCUUACAAAUUCAUCAAAUGAUUUUCACAAACUCAAUUCUUCAUCUUCGAAUGAUACUGUUGGAACGCUAAUGAAACAAAUGUUUAUAACUCAUUGGUUAAAUCAAACAUCCUUUGAACAAUUUUUUAAUGAAUGUAAACCAAAUUUCUGUCAAUAUACAAUUACUAAAUCUUAUGAAUAUUUACUUAUUAUUACAAUAUUAAUUGGAUUAUUUGGUGGAAUCUCAUCAACACUACGCAUCCUUAUACCUUUAAUCAUUACAAAAGUUUGGCCAUUUUUACGAAAGCUCUUGACUAGGCGACGAAAUCAUCGUAUACAAUUGUCCCAAACUGAAACUAAGAAAACAAAAUAUUCGAUGAAUGAUCGUAGAAAACAAUUUUUUCAAUUCUUAGAAGAAAAAUUAAUAAAAUUAAAUUUAUUUGAAAGUGCUCCUCCGUCGACAAAUGAAACGAUUCUUCUUCAACAACGUUAUACAACACGAUUAUAUUUAAUCAUGUUCUUUUUAUUAUUAAUUAUUUUAUUCCUGUUUAAUUCAAUCAAACCACAAAUAAUUCAAGUUAUUAAGAAAUCACCAACCUCAGAUGAUUUUCGUCAUCUUGAGAAAGACUAUUCUCGAACACUUCGUUGUCCUUGUUCUCAAAUAACAACUGAAUAUAAAUAUCUUAUUGAAAUCAAGCUUACAUAUUAUGAAAUUUGUACAAGUAAAUUUGUUUCUUCUGAUUGGAUCAAUGUUGAAUAUAACGAAGAAAAAAUAUUUCUCGAUGAUAUUCGAUAUCAAUCAAAAUUUUAUUUUCAACUUUUAUCAACAUUAUGUCAAAUGUCAAAACAAACAAUUGAAGAAAGACUUCAAUCAUUUUAUCGAACACAAUUUCUUAGUCAUGAACUUGUUCAUUCUCAAUCAUUUCAACUUCAAUUUCAAUCAAUUUUCGAUCAAUUUAAACGAUUAACAUCUGAAUCAUUUCAACGUUCAUUACAAUUAAUAAGGCUAAACUUUCAAAUCAAUCAAUUUAAUACAGAGUUGAAUUCAGAUUUUAUAUACGAUGAAACGCAUGGGCGAAUUAAUAGUAUUGGUAUUCUUAUUCAAAGCCGAUGGUGGUCAACGCAUGAAUGUUCUCGUUGGAAUCAUACAAAUGAACACAGGUGUUAUUGCGAACCUACAUAUCUUAAUGCUAGCUGUUCCAUAAAUACUGUACUAAGAUUAAAUGAAACUAAUGAAAUAAUUAUUCCUGGAAUGUUUAUCGGUUGGUUUCCUUAUGAAUCAAUUCUGAAUUCAACUUUAGAAUGUUUUUAUAAUGAAACAUGUUUUUCUCAAAUUUCAUCACAAAUUAAUUCAACAGAUCAUUUUUCAAUACUCAAUUCUUCUACUAAUGAAAAUAAUACAAUUGAAUAUUUAGCAAAUCAAUUAUUUAUUCAAUCAUGGUCAAAUGAAUCAUCAUUUGAAUCAUAUUUUCAUCAAUGUCAUCCAUUAAAAUGUGAAUAUAAAUAUGAAACUCGUUUAAAUUUUAUUUAUAUUUUUACAACAUUUCUUGGACUUGUUGGUGGUUUAAAUAUUGUUUUUCGUCUUUUAUCACCAUUAAUUAUAAAAUUAAUUUAUAAACUUUAUCAUUAUAUCGAUCAAUGUAAAAGAAAUACACAAGAACAAUUGACAUUUGUAAGUCAUCUUCGUAUUUUUUUUAAAUUCAUAACAACAACUCUUAUUGAAAUUAAUCUUUUUUCUCCAAUUCCACCAUCGAAUGAUCCAAAAAUCAUUCGACGAAAUCGACGAACAACUCGAAUCUAUUUUAUUUUAUUAUUAACAACAUUUCUCAUACUAAUAUUCUAUAUAACAUUGGAAAAGGAAACAGUCACAAUUAAUGUUAACAAUCCAACAGUAUUACAAUAUAAACAAUUAUUCAAUCAAUAUUCUAAUACACUUCAAUGUCCUUGUACACAUAUUGCGAUUAAACAUAAAAUGUUUAUUACACAAUUCGAGCCUCAUUAUCAUGAAGUUUGUUCAAGUAUUUAUACAUCAUCAAAAUUGAUCGAAGAAUUAUAUUUUAAUUCUGGAUUUAUGACAAAUGUGAUAAGGGAUCUAUAUAGAUUUGUAGCGAAAAAUUUUGGAAUAAUAUCAGUAUUAUGUGAACUUUCAAAGAAUAUGCUAAAUAUCUCAUUAUUAAAUUUUGAACAAACUGAUUUUGUCACAUCAGACGUUAUAUCUUAUGAUGAAUUUAACAUUCGAAUUGAAACAAUUCUUGGAGAAUUUGAAAGAACAAUAUCAAGUCAAUUUACAGAAAUAUUUCAAUUAAUUCAAAUAGUAAAUCAUGGAAAUCAAUUGGCUACAAUAAAUGAAAUUAAUUGGAAAUUUAUUUUAAAAUAUAAUCUUUCCUAUGAAAUUGUACGUACUACUCAUGUAAUACCUUUAUUAGCCUUACCAAUACAAUAUAAUUCAUCAAAUUGUUCAUGUGGAAUUCAAUCGAAUUGUUUACGCCCAGAAAGUUUUCUAUAUGAGAAAAAAUUUCUACAACUAUCAAAGCUUAAUCUUGGAUUUCAUGUUGGAUGUGAAAAUUUUAAUGCUAUUCUUCAAUCAAAUUUAAAUUGUUUUUACGAUUCAGCAUGUGCUACUUUCUUGGAAAUAGUUCUCAAAACUGGAAUUUCACCACAGCUUACUUAUUCUUCAUCAUCAAUCCCAAAUAAAACAAUUGAACAACUUUUUUCUAAAUUAUUUGUUAUCGAAUGGAUCGAACACAAAUCGUUUGAAAUAUAUUUCGACGAAUGUCAACCUGAAAUAUGUCGAUAUUCAGAUUAUGUACGAUAUAAUUUUCUCUAUAUUAUAAUAUUUUUAAUUGCAUUAUUUGGUGGAUUAACGAAUGGAAUGCAUCUUAUUAUAAAUUGUUUAUCAAUCAUAGUUUAUAAAAUUAUCGAUUAUCGAAAGAAAAAAAUUGAAAUUGUACCAAAUUCAGUUCAAUCUGAUAUGAUUGAAGUUAUUCCAGAAUCUUCAAUAACAAUAGAUCAAUCAAAUGAAAAUUCUAUUGAAGAUCAACGAAGUUCAAAAGAAAUACGUCGAGAUAAAAUAUUACUCAUCUGCUUAACUUUAUUAUGUAUAAUUGUUAUCAUUGCAAGUAUAAUAAGUCUCUUUCUUACUCAAACUAGAAAACAAGAAGAACAAUCGCUAGUGACAACUCCGCAUACAAUUGUCAAUACUACUACUACAACAAAAAGAAUAACACAAUCGACAACUUCAAAAAUUUGUUAUAAAACAUUCAAAUAUCAAGAUGAAAUUUAUCUAACUGAACACAAUCCUGUUGCAUUAGUUAUGGGUGAUUUUAAUCAAGAUUUAUAUGUGGAUUUAGCGGUAGCUAAUGCUGAUUCUAAUUCAAUUAGUAUUUUAUUAGGAAAUGAAAAUGCAUCAUUUCAAAAGCAACGAACUUAUUCAACAGGAAAUAGAUCUAAUCCACAAAAACUCGCAGUUGUUGUGGCUUUAAAUGGAACUGAUGAAAUAGUGAUUUUUUUCGGUAACACAACGAACGAUCUAUUCGACUUACCAGCAUAUAAUUUAACAAAUCGCUAUCCUCACAAAAAUGUCAGUGCAAUUGAAAUAUAUGAUUGGAAUCUUGAUGGAUUUAAUGAUUUAUUAAUUAGUCAUUAUUUCAAUACGAAAUCUUUUUCAAAACAAUUCAAUCUUUUGUUAAAUUUUGGUAAUGGACGUGAUUUUGUAGAAUUCGGUACUGUUGUCACCGAUAAACUCAAGAACAGAAGUGAUAUCUUAGGAGUAUUAUUGACUCACUUUGAUCGCACUUCAUUAACAGACGAUAUGGUUUUACAGAUGUCAAAUAGAGAAAUAAUUAUUCUCUCUGAACCGGAUUUUGAUGGUAUAUGGAAAGCAAUGUAUAAAUAUAAGGAAGAACAUUAUACCAUGCAAUUUGUUACAGAAAUGAUAAAAGGUAAAUUCAACUACGAUCCAAUGGAUGAUUUAGCUGUCAUUUCUACAUACUCGAAUAAAUUAGAGAUUCUUUAUUAUGUGGAAGGAAUGGAAUCGUUAGCUGAGUCUCAUUAUUUCUUUCAACCGUCUUAUUUAACAAGAUGGUAUCCAACAUCUUUCACUCGAUUAAAUUUCAAUGAUGAUGGAAUGGAUGAUAUAGCUAUUUUACAUUGUGAUAGAGCAAUAACUGUCUUUUUGUCAACCGAAUAUGGUAUUCAUGAUCGAAACUACCUGUCUUUUGAGAUCAAUGUCGAUAGUAACAAUAGAACAUGUCCAAAAUUAUUGAAAAGCGUCGAUUUAAACCAAGAUGAUGAAGAUGAUCUUAUUUUCAUUGACACAGAAUUUAAUGCUGUGAGAGUAGUUUUAAAUUCUGUUUGUGACGAUUAA
Messenger RNA from Adineta steineri, 4854 nucleotides. NCBI's taxonomy places the organism in Eukaryota, Metazoa, Rotifera, Eurotatoria, Adinetida, Adinetidae. The record is from the annotation of a GenBank genome assembly.